Molecule: messenger RNA, 2876 nt
Organism: Portunus trituberculatus (swimming crab)
Lineage: Eukaryota; Metazoa; Arthropoda; Malacostraca; Decapoda; Portunidae
Product: carbohydrate sulfotransferase 15-like
Exons: 9
Coding region: 261-1688 (475 amino acids)
Biological process (GO): hexose biosynthetic process
Molecular function (GO): N-acetylgalactosamine 4-sulfate 6-O-sulfotransferase activity
Source: RefSeq, a predicted model, not a curated record
AAGCCUCAAGGACCGCACAGUUUGUAUAGGAGGUUGGAAAAGUGAGCGUGUGUAGAACAGUUACUUCUUUUCUCCAAGACGCUCAGCCAGCGUAUGCAACUUACUGAGGAAUUAUGAAAGAGGAGUGCACACCUAGCAUAUUCACGCACUGGAAGCUCCUGUCUCUUAAUGUGGGCAUUCACCACGUGGCAGUGGAGAGGUGAAACUCAAACACUGGCAUCAGCUGGAAAGCGUGGGUGUGGCUGGCAGUCGACUGACUAAUGUGGCACUUCAGUAUGGCAAGAAUUAAAUACUUCUUAGUAACAAUGACAAUACUAUGUUUCUUCUUCCUGCUGUGCCUGAACCAGUAUAAUGUUAAACUUCAAUCUUCUAGAUUUCGGCCUGUUCCGAUGCAGAAGGAAGAAUUUGGAAUGGUGGAGGACAUUGGAAUACUGAAGGACCUGGAAGUGAAGUUUCUUCCCAACUUCAAGAAUCCAUGCUGGUAUGAAGUGCGAAGGCAUGACAAGCAACCCCAUCCCCAGGAGGUGCAGCACUUCCAAAUAGUACCAUCAGCAAUGCAACACAAGUACAAGAGCAUCAACUAUGCUGAUGAAGUGUUACAAUGCCUUCCAUAUUUUUUUUUAAUUGGGCAGCCCAAGUGUGCCACAACAGACAUCUUUCACAGGAUCAACAGCCACCCUGAUGUGGCAGAACCUGUGGUGAAAGGACCAAACUGGUGGACCAGAAAAAGAUUUGGGAGGCCUUAUGCUCCACAACCAGUAUCUCUGAGGGAGUACAUAAAUUUAUUUAAUGCAUCCAAAAUCAAAGGGUAUAAACAAACCUCGGGUGAACUCCAGGGCACAUGGGAGUACCCAAGAAUCACAGGUGAUGGCAGCACGUCCACACUGUGGGACAGUGGUGCAACCAUGGGUUACCUGCACCACCUUAUGACCACACAGAAAGGUACCAACAUAGUUCAAGUGUUGCUCCAAGGCAGAAAGGAAUCAAAUAGCGUACCAAAUGUAAGGAAUUCUUCAAAAAUCAAUGCCAUCAGAUAUGAACAUGCCCAAGGUCUUGGGUGGAAUCAAUCAUCUGCCCCACAGAGGGGCAUAGUUCUUCCUUUCACUGUAGCUGAUGUUAUUCAUCUGAUACUGCCCAAGUCUCGGAUCAUUGCAGUGUUUCGUGAACCUGUUUCAAGACUAUUUUCCAGUUACCUCUUCUUCACCAAGAAGGGAAACCUUUCUUCUCGCCAUUUUGACGAGUCUGUAAGGACUUCAAUACAAAAGUGGAAUGCUUGUGUCAAGCAGUAUUCAGACCGGACAUGUGCAUAUAACAAAACUCUACAAAAUGCUAUGGGAGUUCGUUUGUAUAAUGGACUAUAUAAUUUAUACAUGAAAGAUUGGCUGCAAGUCUUUCCUCGCAAACAAGUGCUGGUGUUACGAAUGGAAGAUUACCAUAACAAUGUUACCAAAACUCUGGCAAGCAUUUACCACCAUCUGGGUCUGAGAUCACCAACACCAGACGAAAAUAAAAGAAUAAACAUACAUAAAGUCUAUAACAAAAACAGGAAGAAAUCUUUGGUAGGAGAUAUGUUUGACUCAACAAGAAAAAUGCUUCAAGAUUUUUAUAAACCUUAUAACAAAGAUUUAGCAAAUCUUUUAAAUGAUCCAAAAUUUAAAUGGGAAGAUAUAAGUGCAAUAUUAAAAUGAAUAUUCUGUGUAUGCUCCCAUCAGGACCUGCUUCCCUCUCUACCCUCUCUCUCUCUCUCUUGAGUCUCUCUCUCUCUCUCUCUCUCUUGAAAUACUACAUUUAUCACAUGAAAUGCAAAAUAUGUACAAUGGUACCUCAGUACUUUGUCUGGUUUGGAAAAGUCCGACUUGAUAUAUAUCCUAUUUGGAUAAAAAAUUUGCUUGAUAUAUCUUUAUUUGGGGUGAGACUUGCAUACUAGAACUUCUAUGGAUCAAAAUGAGUCACUACAGUAAAUACUAUCCUUGUUUAUCUCUCUUGAGACAAAAUCACAACUCCCCACGAGCAGUGCUGCCUGACUUUUUCACUUACUUUUCUCUAAUUCUUUUUGUAUUUAUCAUAUUUGAUGGCAUAUAAGAAGUAUUUUUCUCCAUAAAAAACUGUUAAAAAGAAUUCUGCAUCUUACAUACAAAUGUGACGCCUACUUUAGAUUUUAUUUUGAAAUUUCUUUCACCCAUAAACACGGAGAUUUACACCACUGUAUUAUAUUAUAAGCAAGGGUGCUCUAUCAUAAUUUCAAACACAAUAUGAUGUGAAGAUAAGUUCAAAACAAACAGCCCUUUUUAAUGAUGCGGCAAGUGUGUUAUUGACAUAUAGGCAGCUGUGGGCUUUUCUUUACCUCGCCUUCAUGAUUAGGUCACUACCUUUGUUUUUGUUAUUGCAGUCAUGUAAGAUGUUUUUACCUUUGCGACUGCUUGCUUUUUAUUCAGCUGUACCAUUAGCUUGUUCUAAACAUAAGAAGCUUAAAUACACAAAAAGAAAGAUGAAAGAAUCCUCAAUAUGAUCUGAAAUGGGGAUGUCUUAUAUCCCAUCAAAUAUACUAUUUGUUCCAGUAUUAAGCAAUGUUUAAAUUAUUUUAUGCAACCCAAUCAGUGUACUGUACAAUGUGCCAAUAAUAAUAGGAUCUUUUUUCUUUUCAAGGGAUGUAAUAAUAUUUUUUACCUUUAAUUGCUUAUGGGAAAAAAAAUUGCAAUACAUUCUUUUGUUAGUAAACAUCCAAGGCUUGGGGACAUAUUAAGAACAUUUAGCAAGGAACACUACAAAUAACACUCAAGUUUCUAGGGGAACAAAGAUCAAGAUGUCAAUAAGUUUGUAUUUCAUUACGUUCUAAGUUGUUAUCAUGUGCACAAUAAAUGCCACCUUCUAGUGAA